AUGGUUAAAUGUUGCGCCUGUUUUGCGUUUCGUCGGGCGCAACAUGACCGUGAUUUAUUGGGCACAAACAAACCGUUGCUUCGUCAUAGCAGUACGGUCAGAGCAAUCCGACCGUUUCACCAUACAGGCGUCGUUAUUUCCGUCGGGCUCCCACCUUCAGUACGGUUCAGCCAUUCCAACAGCAAUGCAUACGCACCCCAAUCAAACCUACGACGCUUAUCUAGUGCCGCCCGGCUCGGUCCCAACGGCCGUACCCCCCGUUCAAGUGGCCCAGCAGAUAAGGCUGUAGAAUGA
This is a messenger RNA of Prunus armeniaca (apricot), 294 nucleotides long. NCBI's taxonomy places the organism in Eukaryota, Viridiplantae, Streptophyta, Magnoliopsida, Rosales, Rosaceae. The record is from the annotation of a GenBank genome assembly.